AUAAGCAAAAUAAAAACAACUUAUUGUACCAAGCCGAAAGUGUGUCGAAAGUGAUGGAAUUUUUUACAGCAUGCAGAACCAUUUUUUGUAGUAGUUUUUGUUUAAACUAGCUAUAUGUAUGGUUCAUUUCUUACCCAUGACAAAACCGAUGCUAGUUUUACUAUAAGCUGUCAUAAUAGUCUUUAAAGAUUUUUAGCUAUGAAAGCAAGUGAAGUUAAAGAGUAUCCAUUGGAUCAAAAAAGUAUCCCUGAAAAAAAUACGAGUGAUAAACAAAUCUUACGCCGAUCUUUUUCUGCUGGAGCAGCAAGCAGAUACCCUUUAAUAAAUGAAGGAGAUGUUCAAGUGUGCCGGAUAAACCACCAUCGAACACUAUUACAAAAAAUAAUAUAUUCAAGACCACUUCGAAGAUGGGAAAGCCACCAUAUAAUAUUAGCUGAUAAUCACCUGAAUUCACAGACACCACGUGGUUAUAUGACAUAUGGACUUGCUUACAAUGAAAUUCAAGAAGUUGUUAAAAGUACACGAAACGGCAGUCUACAAUAUGCUAUUCACCUUAUCAUUCCAAGAUUUGGUUCCCUACUCAUACAGGUGAAUAACUCAUACAGCAGAGACCAAUGGUUUAAUUCACUUGUUUGGAAGAUAACUGCAUGUCGAUUUCGAAAACUUUUUUCAAAGAUAAAGACUCCUGCAGAACUAACUCAUGAACUUCAGGAGCUGAUUCAUUUCUGUAUGACAAACCCCAUCACAGAUCCAAUUGUGUUUCAAAUGCCUCUGAAUUCUGUUUCCAGUUUGCUCCUACAUCAUGGCCAUGAAAUUAAAGAUGAUCUGCGGACAGAAAUUAUAAAGAUUAUAUCACCAAUUUUGGAAAUGACGGCACUUACCCCAUCAAUGUGUAAAUGCUUCCAGAGGAUUAUUAAGCAUCAUCCUCAUGUAGAAGUUGGUGAAUUAUUGUUGCCUCCUGUUUAUCGAGUUUUAAAACACAACACUGAUUUUGGGAAAGCACCAUCUUUGCGCGUGUUCGCACAAGAUUAUUUGUGUUAUGUUUUUUCCCGUGAUGAGUCUGGUGAAGGGAUUCAUGAGUUUGUGCAGGAUUUACAUACUGCCAACGAAACAUGCCCACACAUGAGAGUUUUGCCAAAUUUAGUGACAGUGUCAUUGGCAGCUAUAUAUUCAGUUUAUGAAGAAGAUGAAAUGGCAGAAGAGGACAAGCUAAUUAUAAUAGACUGUUUUAAAGUUGUAUUUGAAUCCCUAUGUAAAUUUAGUGACUGGAUUCCUCAUUUAGCUGCCAUAUUACAAGCAGUGCCAUUUCCAACAAAAGCUCUGGAAGAUCCAUAUUUUAAUAGUGUUCUUGGUCAUAUGGUAAAGACAUUUGCAAUGGAUAAACGUUGUGAGGUUCAUCAAUGCAUUUUACCAAUACGAGAAGAAAAAAAUGGAUGGAUUCAUCUUUUCGGUCCAGGUGGUGUUUGUUGUCAUGAUGAUGGGAAAUUAUUUUCGACCCUGAUGUCUUAUCUGGUUCCCUGUUGUUACAAAAGAAAAAGAGUGUUAGCCACGAUGAAGAACAAUAUGAAAAGUUUGUUUACAUUGAUGGCCAUAAGAGAUGACAAAUACUGCAUAGAGGCGCUAAUAUCAUUGUUAAACUUUGAAUUACUCGGUACUGAAGAUGAAAGUUUGGAAAUUGUAGCUGCCUUGCAGAGCUCAUCCGAAGGUCGGAAGCAGUAUGAGGAACUUUGCUUGCAACGCACAAAGUUUAUAGAAAUGAAGCAAUCUGGCGGUCCGUAUAAAUUGACCUUACCAUCACAAUCAACAGAUGAAGAUUUAAUCCAGUUGUUAAAAAGUGACUCAUUUGGUAAUCUUCGAAGUUUAAAUCUUGCUUUCACGAGAGUGACAAGUGAGUCAGCCAAAUACAUCAUACAACUGCCGAGCUUAUUGCAUUUGAAUUUAUGGGGAACACCAUUUGAUGACGAUGGCUUGCUCCUGAUAUCAGAAAAUCUGAGAGAUUUACAAAGUCUGAACCUCUGCGAAACGUCCAUCACUGAUGAAGGAUUGAAUGCGUUGAUUCUGUUGGAAAAUUUACGCGUGUUGAACUUGAACAGCACAAAGCUGUCUGAGCUUACUUAUGAAUACUUAAAGAAAAAUUUGACAAAUUUACAAUUAGUUGAUAUCUGCUACACUGACGCUUUUUGGUAAUCAACCCAGCUGAAAAACUUUUUUUCCAUGUCGGCCGUGCCGUGAAAGAAACCUGCUCCAUAUGCAGUAUGAAGCGACGACAGCCACUCUUGAUCGAGUUUUUCGUAUUUAAAAGCACUUGAAGCAACGUGUAAAUAAAAGUAAAAAGACUAUUGAGACUUCGAUUAGUGUGUAUAUACGUGUUUUUAACAGCUCACAGGAUGCACAUUUGAAAGAAGCAUAUGUAAUAAAAUAAUGUAAUAACAUUUCCCGAACUUUUUUAGUUGGGAUUAGUAUGCUGUUGAGAAUGAUACCAACUUGUCAUUCACACUAAAAAGUGUACAUAAUUGUAUCAUUCUUCGUGUACUUGAUUUAAUUUGAUUGCUAACCCAGGCGUUAUUAGAUUUUAGACUCUAUUUAAUGGGUAAAGAAAUAUUUAGUAUAAAGAUGAAUUGUUUAAAAAGCGUAACUGACGUUAAAUAAUUUCACUUUUUAAUAUGACUUGUUGUUUGCUGCUGUGGUAGCAAAUUACAGUAUAUUUUACAACUCGGGGAAGACUAAGAAAAUAAAAUUAUUAAAAAUUUUAUCGGCAUUAAUCGCGAAUAAUUGGCAACAUGUUUACGAUGCAAACUCGACAUCUUGACAUCUUAUUGCAUAACCAAACAGUAAAAGCCUCAGAAAUCUAAUUGUUUUAAAACACUUAUUUAGUACGAUUGACUGCAUAAUGUAAGCACAGCCCUAACUUUGUUAGUUUUCACCGAGUUAGCAAGUAUUACAAAUUUUUAUUAUUUAAGAAACAAUUACAACAUUUAAAUAUAGAGUAACUGUAUAAAUAACAUUUAUUUGGUGUUUUUGUUGUCGACGUCGUUGUUGUUGUCGACGUCAUUGUUGUUGCCGACGUCUUUGUUGCCGAUUUUGUCAUAUUUUUUGUCGCUGUUGUUGCAGUAGCUAACUUCAUCGUUAGUGUCGACUUCAUUUUGUUGCCGUCGUUGUUUUUGCUAAUUUCGUCAUGUUUUUGUCGUUGUCUUUGUUGUUGCUGACUCCGUUGUCGUUGCCGGCUUUGUCUUCGUUGCCGUCGUUGUUCUUGCGUCGUUAUUUCGUUAAUAAUUUAUGUUCUUAUUGCUUUAAUAUUUCAUUAACUUUGUAGCCACUCUAAUUUUUGACAAAGAUGGCAAACUUAUAUCUGUUUUGCUGCUGGGCUUUCUAUAUGUCAGUGUAAUUUUUAUUUACAUAACUAAUUAUUUUAUAAUAUGUAUAUUAUUAUUAUAUAUGUGUUCUAAAUAUUUUUUGUUACAGAAAAACACUCAUGGAAGUUUUGUUUUUAUCAUGCAGAAUUUGUAAGGUCUAAUUUUUGCUGUGAACUUGAGUUGUGCGGUUUUGAAUUCCUUUAACUAAUUCUAUGCUUCCUUUUUUUUUAUCUCGUAAUUACGUUUUUUUUAUCGUUCGUUUCUGUUCUAUUCGGUUUACAUACCUAAAAAACUUAAUUUUUGAGUGUGUUUUUAUUUGCUAAUUUUUUUAAAGACGCUUACUCACUGAGCAUCCAAUCGGUACAUACCGGACACUAAUGAAAGUAAGUUGAUAAAAGAGAAACUAAGUUUUCGCUAUGUACAGGGUGGAUUGAAUGUCUGCUAUAUGCUAUAUGCUAAUAUGAUUAAUUAAUUGUACACACCUUAUGUACUUCUCUAAAAAGGAAAAAUUUUGUGGAUCAAACAUA
Hydractinia symbiolongicarpus is the source of this 3880-nucleotide messenger RNA. RefSeq names its product C-Maf-inducing protein-like. The record is from RefSeq and is a predicted model, not a curated record. NCBI's taxonomy places the organism in Eukaryota, Metazoa, Cnidaria, Hydrozoa, Anthoathecata, Hydractiniidae. The transcript has 20 exons. The coding region runs from base 199 to 2187 and encodes 662 amino acids.